AUGGCGGAGAGAAGGAUGGCAAGAAAGGCGUGUGCAGAGCCCGACUUCCUGCAGUUCAACGAUCUGGGCUGUGAGACGGUCGGAGGGAAGGUAAUUUUUGCCACAGACGAAUGGUUUGCCCCAGCGAGAAACCUGCUGAAGAGAGAGCCGCCACAGUUCAUCACAUCUGCCUUCACCGAGUUUGGAAAGUGGAUGGACGGAUGGGAGACGAGGAGGAAGAGAACACCUGGUCACGACUGGUGCAUUAUCCAGCUGGGAGUCCCAGGUUUGAUCCAUGGCUUUGAUGUCGACACGUCCUUCUUCACAGGAAACCACUCACCCUACAUCUCCAUCCAGGCCGGCUGUCUGGACCAGGAGUCUCCUUUCACCCUGGAAGGAGACCGAACUGGCAUGGCUGCCUCCGAUAGUCAGAUGGCAGCUGUUGCCAAGCUGCAGCCUGGAUACUCGGAUUGCUGCCAUAACUACUUCAAAGUCAGCUUCAGCAGGAGAGUGACACACCUGCGCCUCAACAUGCACCCAGAUGGAGGCAUAGCCAGACUGCGGGUGUACGGUGUUGGGCUGAGGGACUGGUCAUCUGUCUCCACUAAUCAGGAUGUUGACCUAGUGGCUCUGACCAAUGGAGGAGUCUGCCUCGGCUACAGUGACGCCCACUUUGGGCAUCCACGCAAUAUGAUUGGACUUGGUCGAGCUGCCAACAUGGCCGAUGGAUGGGAAACGGCCCGCAGACUGGACCGACCCAAAAAACUGCAGGCAGACCAGCGUGGGAUCCUGCAGGUUCCCGGCUGGGAGUGGGCGGUGUUUCGUCUCGGUCAUCCCGGACUGAUCAGCAGCGUUGAGGUCGACACCAACCACUUCAAAGGAAACUUCCCAGACUCAUGCAGGAUCGAGGCAUGCACUUUGACCCCUGAGGAGAAGGCUCAGUGUAUCAGCAGUAGGUGGAAUUCUGGGAAAUGGAGGGUCCUUCUCCCUCCUCAGAAGCUCCGCCCUCAUCACAUUCAUCACUACGGCAAGAUGGAGCUGAAACUGAGCCAUCCUGUCACCCACGUCCGACUUAUCAUCGCUCCGGACGGAGGAAUCAGCCGCCUCCGUCUGUGGGGUCGACCCAUACCAUUCACUGCAACUCUGGCCAGCUCAAGGUCAACUUUAAUCAUCUUCCACCUUCCAGCCAACACCCUGACCCCCACCUCCAAUGAUUCUCCAGGACAUUUGUCCUUUGAAUGAGUCUGAAAUGUCCAAUUAUGAUUGCGCCUCCUUCUUUCCCCGUCUGUUUGAGAUUUAAAGACAUUAACUGGAAACAUCUGGGCCUGACACACAGCUCCAGCUGUGGUAUGCUCCUACACACAGUGCUCACGAGCGGCAGCAGAACGGCACCGUCAGGAAGGGUCAGGGGUUGGGAGUUAGCUGCCUCAUCAAUAGCUGUGCUCAGUUGUUCUUACUCCCGCAGUUAAUUAUA
Pundamilia nyererei is the source of this 1453-nucleotide messenger RNA. RefSeq names its product allantoicase (gene allc). NCBI's taxonomy places the organism in Eukaryota, Metazoa, Chordata, Actinopteri, Cichliformes, Cichlidae. Gene Ontology annotation, molecular function: allantoicase activity. Bases 1 to 1221 code for a protein of 406 amino acids. Gene Ontology annotation, biological process: allantoin catabolic process. The record is from RefSeq and is a predicted model, not a curated record. The transcript has 12 exons.